AUGACAAAAUCAAAUGGAAGCACACUUUGCACAUGUAAUGAUGGCACAGAAAUCAUCAAUGGCUUAUCCUUCAGUUUUGUACCCAACACCAUUCACUUUGGCACAGUUUUCAGCAAGUUUGAUAUAAAAGGUCAAGGCCUUCUCAUCGGCGUGCUUCUUGGACUCUACUUGAUUUUCACCAUUAUUUGUUUGUGGGCUCAUUAUAAAGACAGAAAAGGGAUGCUGCAGGUACGAGAAUUGAAAUUACACAGCAUAUUUUAUUUUUGAACUAAAUAAAAUUAUGUUGUCAGUGGUAUUUAAAAUUCCCACCUUUCCCUCUAAUAGCACAUUUUAAAUUUCAAUAUUUUCUUCAUAUAUCAAUGGAAAAAUAUGUUGGGUUUUCUCUUUGUUUUUACUUCUUAUUGAGAUUGAAUUUCUAGAAUAUUUGGAUGACCAAUUUAUAUGAAUCAGUUUCCAAUUGGUAGGCGUAUCUAUAAUUUAGCUAAAAGCUUUUAAAAAACAUUGACUAAGAAGAUUAUAAUUUAUGAUUUGAUGAAAAUUUAUAUUUGUUUGAUAAGAUCCACAUUUUAUUUCACGAAUUUUUUCCCCAGUGGGGUGUUUUCCCCCUUGCAGACAACUAUGCUGAUGAUAAUUAUUACUACCUUGUGACGGUCCACACUGGAUUAAGGAAAUCUGCUGGCACAAAGUCUGAAGUCAGCUUCUGCUUAUAUGGAGAGGAGGAUGAGACAGGGGUCAGAAUAUUGUCAGAUGGGGUUAAAGAGGUGAGGUGGAACUAAUGGUAAACUAUCAAUUUAUACUCUUUUUCGCUAAUUACAAAAAAAAUAGAAAAUCAUUAAAUUAUUCGAGACACCAUGUAAGCAUUUAGACAAUUUUAUCAGUGUCUUGGAGUAGCAGUCUUCAAGGAAAUUGAUUGUAAGAUGAUAAGAGUUGAACUAUUUUUAACACAAUAUCUCACCUUCAUUUGCGUUUCACUUUGUAUGAUAAAUUUUAAGACCUAAAAAAGACCCCCCCCCCAUUUUCAUCUUUUUAUCGAAUUUUCGUUUACAACCAGUAUGUAGUAAGUGACACAUUGGUUGAACAGGUGCAUCAACUUGAUUUAUAGCGUUGAUUAUGUAUGGGUUGUAUGUUGCUGCAACUGAAUGUUUGAGAAACUGUCUUAUCUCCUUUUUGAUUAAUGUAAAAAAAAAAAAAACAAUUCUAAUUAUUUAUAACUAUUAGUUGUAACGCUCCAGACGGAGCUGAAGGUAACAUAAACAUACUUUAAAAUAAGAUAGUCCUCACCAGAGUUUUUUAUUUUAUUUUCUGAUUUUGAAGAAACCCUCCCUUUUAUCCAGCGUUUUCCAACAGGAAGUAUUUGCAAUCUGGUCAUGGCGUGUCCGUCAACUUUAGGAGACCUGCAGUGCUUGAGAAUAUGGCACGAUGGCUCAGGCGAGGGAAACUGGGCUAACUGGUAUCUGGACCGUGUGGAUGUUAUUGAUAUUCAGACUGGUCGAGCGUAAGCAGAUUAUGUUUAUUUGCGGUCAAUUCUGUGUAAUCGUUCCUUGAAUAGGCCUAUUGAUCUGGUCUUUUUAUUUUCAUCUUCUGGUUUUCAAGCAAACUUUGCAAUUUAAAUUAUCAUUUUAUAUGUUAUCUUUAUCAAUCUUUUCUAGAGAUAUUUUAGGUGCUAUUUUAUGGAAUGCUCUCCUAUUUAUUUGUUUCAAAAAUAGAAAUUAUUUCUUAUGUGAGGAGUGGUUAACUCCAGAA
This is a messenger RNA of Lymnaea stagnalis (great pond snail), 1743 nucleotides long. The record is from the annotation of a GenBank genome assembly. Lineage: Eukaryota; Metazoa; Mollusca; Gastropoda; Lymnaeidae.